UUAGGAUUGGACGGUUUGGUUAGUUAAUGUAGGACAUACGAGACCGACAAAACACGCCUUCAAUUCAUUGAACGUGUCAUGCGAUGUGGGGGUGAGAUUAUGAAACUCCCCUGUAGUUAGUCUCGUUCAUGUCGGCAUCAACUGAAUCAGCUCUGACCGCAAACCCCCAACGAGAGAGAAAUCAACAUUCAUUACAUAGCCAUCCAUGCAAUGUUGAGUCACUCGACCAUCUACUUUUCUCCGCAAAAGCCAUCCCACUUUGGUUGUGGAAAGCGACCCUUCAUAAACCGACCUCAUCUUGGGAACAUCCCAGGAAUUGUUUCGUGACACUUGUAGCCCAACAUCAUGAUAUAUUAGCCUUUCUAGAGAGAGAAUUAAACCGGAAAAAACUGCACUGGGAGCCCCCCUUGAAUACGACCGGGCACUACUGCGUCCCUUUUUCCCUUCUCUUACUUUCCAGAAUGUAUUAAUCCUCAAAUAUAUGUGCUCGUGAUUGGACUUAGCUAAGAGACGCUUGUACCCAGGACACCAGACGUUUACUGGAUCGUGCUCAACCGUGUCACACAGUGAGACGUGUCGGUCCAACAAUAGCACCUUUCUUUACCCUUUUUGUAGAGCCAUGAACCUCCACAUACAUAGGUUCUUUUUCGAAAGUGGAUGUGGGUUCAACAUCAAUUGACUUGCAGUCGGUUUUGGUCGGUCUUAGGACCAGUGGACAGUUGGGACAUCUCAAUUCCCUUUUGUCUUUCCAUUUUCAUCGCUCUUCUUUUGCUAUCUUUUCCUCUAUCUCGCCCGAACAGCUCCCUUUUUUUCCUUCUUUUGGAUUAGUUGGUGGUGGUCGGUCUCAUUAUCGGAUAAUAGGCUUUGCCUUUCUCAAUUUCCUCAUUAUAAGAUCUUCUGUUUCAAUAGCAGGUGUAAAGUUAUAGAAGCAGAAGCGUGAAGAGUGACUCACUCGGGUUACCUAAAGGAGAUCUCAGUGAAAAGAUAUGAUGAAGGCGGUAAUUGCAUUUCUGAGGUCUUUUUUUAAGAGACCCAAAGUACAUGCAAUGUCCACACCUAAGAGCGAGGAGAAUGGUGGGGGUAAUCAUCCGAUAGCUCCUGACAACAAAGCGGCGUAUUCGUCCUGGAUGAAGCAACACCCAUCAGCAUUGAUCAUGUUUAAAAAGAUGAUGGAAGCGGCAAAGGGCAAGAGGAUCGUCGUGUUUUUGGAUUACGACGGCACCCUCUCUCCCAUUGUAAAUGACCCUGACCGCGCAUUUAUGACCAAUAAGAUGCGCGGUGCUGUAUGUGAUGUUUCAAAGCGUUUCCCAACUGCUAUUAUUAGUGGAAGGAGUAGAGACAAGGUGAAACAGUUUGUAAACUUAGAUAAUGUUUACUAUGCCGGAAGCCAUGGAAUGGACAUAAUGGCUCCAACAAGGCCACUAACAUCUGGUGGAAAGCACCGUCCCCAGCUCAAUCGAAAGGGAAAUGAAGGUUCGUUCCAACCAGCAAAGAAGUUCCUGCCCGCAAUUCAAGAGAUAUUCACCGCAUUAGAGGAAAGCACCAGUAAAAUAAAGGGUGCCCGGCUCGAGGAUAACAGAUUUUGCGUCUCCGUGCACUUUCGUCAAGUCAGUAAAGAGGAUUACGACAUAUUGGAGGAGAAAGUGAAAUCUGUAUUAGAGAACUACCCGGAUUUUCGUUUAACUAGGGGAAGAAAGGUCAUGGAAAUUCGACCGUGUAUAGAGUGGAACAAGGGACAUGCUCUGGAGUAUUUACUCGAGAAUUUAGGACUCAGCAAUUCUGGAGACGUCCUUCCAUUAUACAUAGGAGAUGACCGAACUGACGAAGACGCUUUCAAGGUAAUAGAGAGAAGGGGACAAGGUAUUUCCAUUGUCGUCUCUUCGGUACCUAAGGAUACGAAGGCUCAUUACUCUCUAAAGGAUCCGACAGAAGUAUAUAAGUUUUUGUCGGACCUUGCCACAUCGAUGACUGAGUGAAGGCUACUUUUUGUCUAUGUAAAUGACAGAAGUUGCAGACGGAAGGGGACAGUUUAUAAGAUAAGAGGAUUUCACCGUUCAUUUGUUCUUUCAUAUUUUGACUCGAGAACCACAAUUCCUGUGGCUGUGGUUUUGUCAGUCAUGUAAAAAGUCGAGACACAGGACGUUAGUAAUGCUAUGCUCCUAUUGCCUCAACUUUUCUCACGUUGAAGGUCGCAUGAAUUUGGCUUUUUUAGGUCUUCAUUUGCUUGUAUUGGGAAUAAAGGAAACUUCCUACUUCCGGGACAUGAAUGUAAAAUCCCUUGCA
Eucalyptus grandis is the source of this 2283-nucleotide messenger RNA. Its product is annotated as probable trehalose-phosphate phosphatase 2. Gene Ontology annotation, molecular function: trehalose-phosphatase activity. Bases 987 to 1976 code for a protein of 329 amino acids. Lineage: Eukaryota; Viridiplantae; Streptophyta; Magnoliopsida; Myrtales; Myrtaceae. The transcript has 10 exons. Gene Ontology annotation, biological process: trehalose biosynthetic process. The record is from RefSeq and is a predicted model, not a curated record.